AUGGCCUCAUCGUCUCCGUCCACAAAACAGCUGCGUGUCUUGUGUUUCCAUGGCAUCCACACGAAUCGUCAAGUGAUGGAGAUCCAGACUCGGGGUCUCCGUGAGGCACUGGGCCCAACCACGGAGUUCGUUUACCUCAAUGGCUCGUUUGAAGCUCGUGGACCGCCGAGCCCGAAAAUCGAGAAACUAUUUGGCCACUUGGCGCCCUUUUUUGAGUGGUGGCGAACGGAAGACUUGGAAAAAGAGGACAUGGAAGCUACGAUCGGUGGCCCACAGGGUCUCACCAAGCGCUGGUGCUAUCGAUUCGAGGGCGUCGAUCAAGCGAUUGAAAACGUGGACAAAAAGCUCCAGGAAUUGGGCGAGUUUGACUUGGCCGUCGGGUUCUCGCAAGGGGCGAUCAUGCUCACCAUCUUGUCCAUGUACUAUUACCGCGAAACGACGCCGGCCAAACAGAGGUGGAAACUUGCACUCUGUGUGUGUGGCGUGUACCCCCAAGGGAUUAACGUGCGGGGGCUGUUCGAGACGCACGACGGCAAGCCGAUGCUGGUGCCAGUUCCGUCGAUCCACGUGGUUGGCCAGAAGGAUAGUUUGUACAAAGAGUCGUUGGGACUGAAAGACAUGUACACGCCACAUGCCCGUGGGAGUCCGCUCGAGCGACUGCUGCUGGAGCACGAUGGGGGCCACAAGUUUCCGUCUCCAGAACGGCACAAAGCGUUUUAUGCUCACCUGGCAGCUACGAUUUGGCAGUUUUUCACCGACGUACAUCAGAGCGCUGUGGGGAGACUGUGA
This is a messenger RNA of Hyaloperonospora brassicae, 789 nucleotides long. Lineage: Eukaryota; Oomycota; Peronosporomycetes; Peronosporales; Peronosporaceae. The record is from the annotation of a GenBank genome assembly.